This is a messenger RNA of Danio aesculapii, 981 nucleotides long. It is a transcript of the gene rx2, whose product is annotated as retinal homeobox gene 2. The coding region runs from base 1 to 981 and encodes 326 amino acids. The record is from RefSeq and is a predicted model, not a curated record. Gene Ontology annotation, biological process: positive regulation of transcription by RNA polymerase II. The transcript has 3 exons. Gene Ontology annotation, molecular function: RNA polymerase II cis-regulatory region sequence-specific DNA binding; DNA-binding transcription factor activity, RNA polymerase II-specific. NCBI's taxonomy places the organism in Eukaryota, Metazoa, Chordata, Actinopteri, Cypriniformes, Danionidae.
AUGCAUCUGUCACCGGAUACCAUGAACAUGGUGGACGAUGGCUGCCUCUCCACAGAAAACUACCAUGACCUGGGCAAAGGUGGCGUUUCGGGCAUGGGCGGCCGCGUCCACAGCAUCGACGUCAUUCUGGGCUUCAGUAAAGACCAGGAUCCUCUGCUGGAGACCAUCGGGACGCAUAAAGUGGACGGAGACCAGCUGGAAGAACAGGAGAAACAAGUGAACGCUGAUCCUUACAGUCACCUGCAGAUCUCAGACCAGACCCAGCAGCAGCCGGUGUACCACGACACCGGACUUUUCUCCACGGAGAAGUGCGAUGCAGAUUUGGGAGACCUGCGGAGCAACGUGGAGAGUGACAGCCGUUCCCCGGACGUCCCAGAUGAGGAUCAGCCGAAAAAAAAGCAUAGGCGCAACAGAACCACCUUCACCACCUAUCAGCUACACGAGCUGGAGCGCGCCUUUGAGAAAUCCCACUAUCCGGACGUGUACAGCCGAGAAGAGCUGGCCAUGAAAGUCAACCUGCCCGAAGUUCGAGUUCAGGUGUGGUUCCAAAAUCGGCGCGCAAAAUGGCGAAGACAAGAAAAAAUGGACACUGGCACCAUGAAGCUCCACGACUCGCCCAUUCGGUCCUUCAACCGACCUCCAAUGGCACCAAAUGUGGGUCCUAUGACUAACUCUCUCCCGCUGGACCCCUGGCUGUCCUCGCCACUGUCCAGUGCCACACCAAUGCACAGCAUCCCAGGGUUUAUGGGUCCCGGACAGAGCCUCCAACCCACCUAUACUGCCCAUCCCGGAUUCCUCAACACGUCUCCAGGCAUGAUGCAGAAUAUGCAGCCAAUGCCACCACCGCCCUACCAAUGCCAACCGGUGUUUAAUGAUAAAUACCCGCUGGAAGACGUCGACCGCAGCUCCAGUAUCGCAGCUUUGAGGAUGAAAGCCAAGGAGCACAUUCAGUCCAUGGAUAAAACCUGGCAACCCAUGUAA